GUGGUUCUAAAGUUGGGGGCGGAGAAGGGGAGAGUUCCUGGGGAAUGAUGGCUGAUGAAGACGAGGAAGUGAAGCGCAUCUUCCAGAAAUUGCAGGAACUGGUGGAUCAGCUCUAUGCGUUUCGAGACAGCUAUUUUGAGACACACAGUGUGGAGGAUGCCGGACGGAAGCCGCAGGAUGUGCGGGAGGAGAUGGAGAAGACCCUGCAGCAGAUGGAGGAAGUAGUGGGUCCUGCUCAGGGGAAGGCGCAGGCUCUCAUGCUAACUGGGAAGGCACUGAACGUGAUGCCUGACUACAGUGCUAGGGCCGAGGAACUCCUGUCCAAGGCUGUGAAGCUGGAGCCCGAGCUGGUGGAAGCCUGGAACCAGCUGGGCGAGGUGUACUGGAAGAAAGGGGAUGUUGCAGCUGCCCACACCUGCUUCUCCGGAGCCCUCACCCACUGCAAGAACAAAGUCUCCCUGCAGAACCUGUCCAUGGUGCUUCGGCAGCUGCGGCCGGACAGCGGAGAUGAGCAUUCCCGCCACGUCAUGGAUAGUGUCCGGCAGGCCAAGUUGGCGGUGCAGAUGGAUGUCCUUGACGGCCGCUCCUGGUACAUUCUGGGAAAUGCGUACCUUUCUCUUUACUUCAAUACUGGCCAGAACCCCAAGAUCUCCCAGCAAGCCCUCAGUGCCUAUGCCCGAGCAGAGAAGGUUGACAGAAAAGCAUCCAGCAAUCCUGAUCUUCAUCUAAACAGGGCGACGUUACAUAAAUAUGAGGAGAGUUAUGGGGAAGCCUUGGAGGGCUUCUCUCAGGCCGCAGCUCUGGACCCUGCCUGGCCGGAGCCGAGGCAACGAGAACAGGAACUCCUAGAAUUCCUGGAUCGAUUAACCAGCCUGCUUGAGAGCAAGGGCAAAUUGAAGAACAAAAAGCUCCAGAGCAUGCUGGGAAGUUUGCGCCCAGCCCAUCUGGGCCCUUGUGGUGAUGGGCGCUAUCAGUCAGCCUCUGGGCAGAAGGUGGCCCUGGAGCAGAAGCCGCUGAGCGCGCUGCGGCCCGGCGUGAACAGUGGCGCCGUGGUCCUGGGGAAGGUGGUAUUCAGCCUUACCACAGAGGAGAAAGUCCCCUUUACCUUCGGCCUGGUUGAUUCAGAUGGACCUUGCUAUGCAGUGAUGGUUUACAACAUCGUGCAGAGCUGGGGAGUGCUCAUCGGGGACUCGGUGGCCAUCCCGGAGCCCAACCUUCGUCUGCAUCAGAUUCGGCAUAAAGGAAAGGACUAUGCCUUUUCCAGUGUUCGUGUGGAGACGCCCCUCCUGCUGGUGGUGAACGGGAAGCCUCAGGGCUCCAGCAGCCAGGCUGCUGCCAUGGUGGCAUCGAGGCCUCAGUGUGAAUGACCUUGCCUCACUGGCCCUGCAGAGUGGACUGAGAUGACCCCUGGCGCUCAGCAACUGGAGCAGCCACGUCAGAGACUCCACCAGGACGGGCAGGGUGGGGACGUUCCCUUCCUCUGUCCUGUAAGGCGUGUGGGGUCUUUCUUGUCAUUAUGUGGAACCCUCUCCAGGGCUGUGCCCUCCCUUGGUGUCUCUCUCCUGCCUCUUGCGCUACUCUCUCUGUUUUCGGCAAAGAGCAUGGAAUUGGCAGAAGUUUUGGGAACCUGCUGUGGACAGUCUCCCAGGUUCCGGUUUGUGCCUCCUUCCUAAGCUUCUGUGUAUGUAUCAGUUCAAUAUUUAUUGCUGAGGGAGGGGGCUUAAGUUCUUAAUGGCUUGGUUUUUGAGCAAGUUCUAUGUUUAAAAUUUAGAUCCAUCCCCUUCUCUGGGGCUGGAAUGGAAUUAAAUUCAUUUGGAAAUAAAGAAACCCUGUAUUUUGGGCUGCUUCAUUUUUUUUUCCCCAGGCUUGGAUUCUUGGUUUAAGGAUCAUUUUAAUCCAGCGGGGUAAUAACUUUUAUUACCCCCACUGCCUUAUGGUUUAUUUCUCUCCCAGUUAAAAAAAAAUUCUGGCAGUAUGCAGCCCAGGGCAGAAUGGCAGCUUCACAAUAGUUGCUGAACCUUCCUUUUAU
Molecule: messenger RNA, 2029 nt
Organism: Ochotona princeps (American pika)
Lineage: Eukaryota; Metazoa; Chordata; Mammalia; Lagomorpha; Ochotonidae
Gene: TTC5
Product: tetratricopeptide repeat domain 5
Exons: 10
Coding region: 45-1367 (440 amino acids)
Molecular function (GO): protein binding
Source: RefSeq, a predicted model, not a curated record